Somion occarium is the source of this 1297-nucleotide messenger RNA. The record is from the annotation of a GenBank genome assembly. Lineage: Eukaryota; Fungi; Basidiomycota; Agaricomycetes; Polyporales; Cerrenaceae.
GACUGUUACGGUACCUUCUUGACCACGAACCAAGUUGUGCAACAUCUCACUGAGCAAGUAAAGCACUUGUGGUCUGUUUGUAAUUGCGCGAUUGACAGGGUAUCUGCGCUGAAUUCGUCAGAUAUGUCUGCAACAGGUGUACUGACCUAAAGCUUGCUGGUUUAGGUCAUCACAUCAUGUCUGCUAUACGUGCACUGCAAGCAAGUGCUCGUCAAUCACGGCUUCUAGCUGAGACGUCCUCGAGACUUUCGGCUCACUAUAUACAGACACGCUCUGUUCAGACGCAACCUGCAUAUGAGGGUCAUAUUCCUUUGAAUUGGUUUGAGACGGGACUUCUGACCAUCGGCUCGGCAUAUAAAGCUUUAACGGACCCCAGACGCGGUGAUAUGGUCGCCGCUAUUGGUGAUCUUACCUCAGGCCUCGUUCUGCCCCGCCUACGGGACAUCAUGCUCGCCAGUACCGAAGGCAGGCAGAUCUUGAAGGAAAGGCCGCGAAUCAGUACACGGACGGUCGACCUUGAAAAGCUGGCACUCUUACCUGAGGGCACCGUUGGACAUGCGUACAUAAGUUGGCUAGAACGAACUGGCGUUACACCUGAUACUCGAGAACCGGUGCACUACAUUGACGAUCCCGAAUUGGCAUACGUGAUGCAGCGAUAUCGUGAAUGUCAUGACCUCUAUCAUUGUAUCUUCAACCUCCCGGUGAACUUUGAAUCCGAGCUCGCGCUCAAGUACUUCGAGUUCGCCAAUCUCGGUCUUCCAAUGGCCGGCUUCGCAGCUGCGUUCGCUCCCUUGCGUCUAAACUCCGAGAAGAGAGCCAGGUUAUUCAAUGAAGCCGUUCCUUGGGCAAUUAAAUGUGGAACCAGCGCGAAGAGUCUCAUCACCAUAUACUGGGAGAAGAGGUGGGAGCAGGAUGUGAAGAAGGUGAAAGAGGAGUUUGGAAUAUGGGAUCCUCCUGUUGUGAGGUGGCGAAAGCCUUUAAAUGGGACGAAGUUAGCGACGGCUAAGGCACAAAGAGAAUCGGGUGGCCAGUAGGUCAUUGUAGUCCGGUGGUAUGUUCUUUGUUUACGUGUCAUGCCCUUGGCACGUUGCUAUCUAUCUCACGCCAUUCCCUUCCUGGUUCUUCUCCGUUGGACUUCAGACUUUCCCCCCUCUUUGAUCUUCAUUACCAUCGACCUAAGAGGCAGUUGCCUCUCAGAAAUAGAUAGCGCCAAAUGUUCGCGGGCACUAUAUUCAUUAACAAUAUCGUUGACAGGACAAGUUGCAAUUUCAAACGAUGCUCCCCCCUCAUUCUCGUC